AUGCCCGCCAAAACAGCAACAGCCCGGCCCGCCGGCGCGCGCGCAAGAGGUCCAGGUCCUCAAGAAACCAAAGAGACCAAAGAGAUCAAAGAGACUAAAGAGGCUAGAGAAGGCCAUGCACGCGGUCACGCGCGUCAAUCUUCUGACAGUGCACGCAGACGAUCGCGCCGGUCGUUCCUGCGCGGAUUCAAGAAUCAGGUCGCUGAGCAUACUUGGCUCGUUCCGCUGGUUCUGGUUCUGGCUAUUUUGUCUCUGUACGCUAUCAAUCCGUCUGAGUCGAAUGUUAUUCACCAUUUCAUUUUCCUUUCUUACAAGUUGUCCGAGGGCGGCAAAGAGGGAAUUCCUCAGUAUGGAAAGGGUCUUUGGGAUAUCGCAUUCGUGACCUUUUAUACGAUCGUGCUCUCUUUUACCCGUGAAUUCAUCAUGCAGGAACUUCUGCGGCCUUUGGCGAAGUUCGCCGGUAUUAAGUCCCGUGGCAAGCAGAUGAGGUUCAUGGAGCAGAUGUAUACGGCUAUCUACUUUGGGAUGACGGGGCCUGCUGGGCUUUACGUUAUGUCGCGGAGUCCUGUGUGGUAUUUCAAGACGAGUGCGAUGUAUGAGGGGUUCCCUCAUAGGACGCAUGAGGCAGCUUUCAAGUUCUAUUACUUGUUUGAGGCGGCUUAUUGGGCGCAGCAGGCUAUUGUUAUGCUGUUGGGACAGGAGAAGAGGAGGAAGGAUUUUAAGGAGCUUGUUGCUCAUCAUAUUGUGACUUUGAGUCUCAUUGCUUUGAGCUAUAGGUUUCAUUUCACAUAUAUUGGUAUUGCGAUCUAUAUUACCCAUGAUAUCAGUGAUUUCUUCCUCGCUAUGUCCAAGUCAUUCCACUAUAUUGAUUCGGAUCUGAUCAUCCCCUUCUAUGCCCUUUCGGUGGUGUCGUGGAUUUAUCUGCGUCAUUAUUUGAACUUGGGUAUUCUCUGGUCUAUUUUGACUGAGUUCAAGACUGUUGGUCCUUACGAGUUGAAUUGGGAGACGCAACAGUACAAGUGCUGGAUUUCUCAGGCUAUUACUUUUGCCUUGCUGGCUUCGCUGCAAAUUCUCAAUCUCUUUUGGCUGUACUUCCUUAUGGGAAGUGCCUGGAAGUUCCUCGCUUAUGGUAUGAAGAAAGAUGAUAGGUCUGAGGCUGAACAGUCCGAGAUCGAGGAGAUGAUGCAGAAGCACCAGGCCAAGGCCAAGGCUUCUUGA
Messenger RNA from Penicillium atrosanguineum, 1218 nucleotides. Its product is annotated as Non-specific lipid-transfer protein. NCBI's taxonomy places the organism in Eukaryota, Fungi, Ascomycota, Eurotiomycetes, Eurotiales, Aspergillaceae. Gene Ontology annotation, biological process: ceramide biosynthetic process. The record is from RefSeq and is a predicted model, not a curated record. The transcript has 2 exons. Gene Ontology annotation, cellular component: membrane. Gene Ontology annotation, molecular function: sphingosine N-acyltransferase activity. Bases 1 to 1218 code for a protein of 405 amino acids.